AUGUAUACAAUCAAAUUGACACAGAGAAAAUUGGAGAAUGCUGAGAAGUUGAAAAAAUCAACGGAUAUUUCAAAGCCAAAUGCAUUACUCAAGGAAGUUCGGAAUGACUUUUAUAAUAUUCACAGUGAAAUUAUACUUCUUCGACCCCAACUUAGGAAAUUGGAAGAUUCAGAGAAGAAGGACAAUGCAUCAACGGAAGUUCAAACACUAAAGCAAUGGCUCGACAUUGUUCGAAAUUUCUCAAGUAUAAUAAAAUUUGCUUUUCAACUUCAUGAUCAUCAGUUUAUUGUGUUAGUUGGCCACACUGAAAGUAGACUUUACCAGAGAACGUAAUUGUUUCGUUUAGGCACUAGUUGAAAAAUAAUCAAUCAUGUAGGCAAUGCUUUUCACCGAGAGAAUAUCAUCAGUAGAUGCUGCGAAUAAUAAUAUUUAGGAUUUAUUUUGUUGACUUUCUAUAUUUAUUUAAUUGUAUCGUCAAUUAAAAAUCUGGUUUUCGAUAAAGUUCAAAUACGUCAUGGUUUUAUUGAAAUUUUUAUUGAGUUAAAUUUACUUAAACUUUUUCAAACACUGUCAGUUUCAUUUAGU
Schistosoma turkestanicum is the source of this 585-nucleotide messenger RNA. Lineage: Eukaryota; Metazoa; Platyhelminthes; Trematoda; Strigeidida; Schistosomatidae. The record is from the annotation of a GenBank genome assembly.